AUGGUCACCUUGAACGUCGAAGGGAAACCUGUAAACUUCCUGGUCGACACGGGAGCCACUUUUUCUGUUUUAACGCAGCCUCGGGGGCAAAUCCAAAAGGCAACCACGAAGAUCGUAGGGGCAACGGGUAAGGCCGAAACAUAUCCCUGGACGGCAGCCAGGAUUACCAACUUGGGGCAAGGGACUAUUACUCACUCUUUUCUAGUUAUUCCAGACUGUCCAUUUCCGUUACUCGGGAGAGAUUUGUUACAGAAGCUCCAUGCUACCAUAAGCUUCAGUCCAGCAGAAACAUCGGAAGGAACCAGUUUGAAGGUAACAGUUCCCUUAUCUGAAGAAUACCUGCUGACGGUACUCCCAGACGGUGAGAAAGAUGGGAGUACAGCGCUGGGAAAUCUGCAGACCCGAGUACCAGGGGUGUGGGCGGAAACGAACCCGCCAGGGCUGGCUGUCCACCAGGUACCGGUACUAGUCCAGUUGGCCAGCAAUGCGCAGCCGGUCCGGAUCAGACAAUACCCGGUCCCGGCACGGGCCAGACAGGGGAUUGCGGGACACUUACAACGCCUACUAGAGACUGGCAUUCUGCGAAAAUGCCAGUCCGCAUGGAACACCCCCCUUCUCCCCGUCCAAAAGCCAGGAACCCAAGACUACAGGCCGGUGCAGGACUUGCGGGAGGUAAACGCCCGAGUCGAAACAAUACACCCUACUGUGCCAAACCCGUAUACUCUCCUGAGCUCGUUGCCCCCAACCCAUACCUAUUAUUCUGUCUUAGAUUUAAAAGACGCCUUCUUUUGCAUACCACUGGCCGCCCAGAGCCAGGACAUUUUUGCCUUUGAAUGGAAUGACCCUGAGAAUGGACUGGUGGGGCAAUUCACGUGGACCAGGCUGCCCCAAGGGUUUAAGAAUUCACCAACCAUUUUCAAUGAGGCUCUAAGUAAAGAUCUCCAGGAGUUCAGAGGGACCCAUCCAUCAGUAGUUCUCCUUCAGUACGUAGAUGACAUCCUGGUAGCAGCCCGGACACAGGAGGACUGUGAAUCAGCUACACUGGACCUGCUCCAGGACCUUGAGAGGAUGGGCUACCGAGUGUCAGCUAAGAAGGCUCAGAUCGCAACACAAACUGUAAGUUACCUGGGGUAUGACCUGAAAGGAGGGCUGAGGGCUUUGUCGAAGCAGCGGGUCCAGGCAGUCCUGCAGAUUCCAGAGCCGACCACCAAGAGACAGGUACGAGAAUUUCUAGGGGCUGUAGGCUACUGCAGAUUGUGGAUACUAGGUUUUGCGGACAUAGCAAAACCCCUGCAUGACUUAACCAGAGGCAAGGAAGAUUCCUUUGUGUGGACUGAGGAGGGGAGGCGAGCAUUCCUGGCCUUGAAGGAGGCCUUAGUCUCAGCCCCAGCCCUAGCCUUGCCUGAUUUGACCAAGCCUUUCCAGCUAUAUAUCGCUGAGAAGGAGGGUACGGCCCUAGGUGUUCUGAGCCAGACUCUCGGCCCAUGGAAGAGGCCUGUGGCCUAUCUGUCCAAAAAGCUCGACCCAGUAGCGUCAGGAUGGCCGGCCUGUUUGAGAGCUAUUGCAGCCACGUCGCUACUGGUCAAGGAAGCAGGCAAAUUGACCCUGGGGCAGGACAUACAGGUCAUAGGAGAACAUUACGUCGAACAGGUCCUACGGUCCCCCCCAGACCGGUGGUUAUCUAAUGCGCGGCUGACACAGUAUCAGGCACAGCUGCUGAACCCUCCUGCGGUACAGUUCCUUAAGACUACUGCCCUGAAUCCAGCCACCCUGCUGCCAGUACCAGACUCCACUGUGGUUCACAGUUGUGAGCAGAUCCUCAGCACAGUAACUGGCUCCCGCCCGGACUUAAAAGAUCAGGCACAUGAAAAGGCGGAUCUAACCCUCUUUACUGAUGGGAGCAGCUUUGUCAAGGAUGGACAGCGGUAUGCAGGGGCAGCAGUGACCACCGAAGAUAAGGUCCUGUGGCAAAAGGCACUGCCUGCAGGGACUUCUGCACAGAGGGCAGAGCUAAUAGGGCUGAUCAGGGCCCUAGAGAUAGCUGAGGGAAAAGUUGCCAAUAUCUACACUGACAGCCGCUAUGCUUUUGCCACCGCCCACAUUCAUGGAGCUAUCUACAGAGAGAGAGGUCUCCUGACUGCAGGAGGAAAAGACGUUAAAAACUGUGAAGAGAUUCUCUCCCUCCUAGAAGCUAUAUGGUUACCCAAGAAAGUUGCCAUUAUCCAUUGUAGAGGCCACCAGAAAGGAAAUACUCCAGUCGUAAAAGGAAACAAUCUGGCUGAUACAGCUGCCAGGGAAGCCGCUAUAAGCCCAAAGAGUAGCCUGCUUCCCCUAGUACCCCGCCCAGAGUUGCCCCCGAGGCCCAUAUACUCUACAGAAGAAGAGCACGAUGGAGAAAAAUUAGGAGGAACGAAAAAUAAAAAUGGAUGGAUAGUGCUCCCAAACGCCAAAUUAUACUUGCCACAAGGAGUGCUAACAAAAAUUGCCCAGGACAUUCACACUAGCACUCAUUUGGGACAGAACAAAUUAGAACUGUUAAUCCGGAAGUAUUACCUGGGACCACACCUAAGAGAAAUAAUUCACUCCAUCACCUCGCGGUGCAAGAUCUGUGCGAAAGUGAACGCACAGAACCAGAAAUUACCCCGCUUCGUUAGGCAUCGAGGGAGUGCCCCAGGAGAGCUAUGGGAAAUUGAUUUUACUGAAAUGCCUAAAGGAAAGUCAGGUUAUAACUACUUGCUAGUUUUGGUAGAUACCUACUCUGGAUGGGUAGAAGUUUUUCCCACUAGGAGAGAGACCGCAUCUACAGUUUGCAAGAUUUUAGUGAGAGAGAUUAUACCUAGAUAUGGAAUACCUAUAGCCAUAGGAUCUGACAAUGGUCCAGCAUUUGUAUCCAAAAUCUCACAAGAAUUAGCAAAUAGAUUAGGUAUUAAUUGGAAGCUCCAUUGUAUUUAUAGACCACAGAGCUCAGGGCAGGUGGAAAGAAUGAAUAGAACAUUGAAAGAAACUUUAAUAAAAUUAAGAGAAGAGACCGGCGAAAAUUGGGUAGAGCUUAUCCCUUUCGCCCUCUUUCGGGUGAGGUGUACCCCCUAUAUUAAGGGUUGGGCACCUUUUGAAAUACUGUAUGGGCAGCCAAUACCCCUGAUCCCCAAGCUGACCACAGAAGAGAUAGAAGUUACUAACCAUAACUUCCUCAAGUCCUUACAGGCGCUGCAAGGAAUUCGGAGUGAAGUGCGUGCCUUCCAACAAGCCCAACGUCUAGAAUCAGAAGAAAAACAGCAAGAGAAGUCGGAACAGCCGGAGCCUGGACAGUGGGUAUGGAUCCUUAAUCAUCGGAGGGGAAACCUAGAACCUCGCUGGACAGGACCAUAUCAGGUACUGUUGAGCACACCCUCCGCUGUACGAGUAGCAGAGAAACCCUACUGGAUCCAUCUGUCCCACAUUAAGGCAGCCCAACCACCUGAAGAAGAAGAACCACGGACAUGCCUAGAACAGCGGGAGUGGGUGCUUAUAAGAACUGCUGAUGGGACCGUAAUCGCCACUAACUAUACAUUGGGAAGCGCCCCCGUUACCUUAAGAGCAGACUUCUCGCGAUUCUUUGAGGAAAAACUCUGUGAUCAUGGUAGACUUUUCUCUACCCACCCGCAUAAGCCCAGCCCCCUUGAAGGGGUUUCUAAAGGGUUAGGGAACACUUGUGAGGAUGAUGGGGAAGAAGACUUAAAUCGGGACUUGUUCUAUACCUCCUAUUACGGGUGUCCGGAGCCCCCUCCUGGGAAGCGGUACACAUGUGGAUCACACGGAGAUUAUUACUGCAAGGCCUGGGGCUGUGAGACCCUUACUGAUGGUGGCUGGAGUCCAGGAGGAGGAAAGGAUAAACACAUUCUCCUCACCCGAGAUAAAAGCAGGGCACCAAGAAAUAUGGGAGAUACAACCUGCAAAGCAGGCAGAUGCAACCCUACUUCUGUAAUAGUUUUGAACCCAGGAGACCCUGAGUGGAUAAAAGGCCGCACCUGGGGUCUCCGGCUUUAUGUGACAGGCAUAGAUCCAGGAACUUUCUUUACAAUUAAACUGCUACCUACCCGCGGAAGGCCGCUACUGAGGGGAGGUGCAGGGAGAUUACCACCACGACCACCAAAGCCGGCCCCUAGCCCAGGAGGAGGGGUCCCCUCAGCGGCCCCAACACCCGCAGAGGUUAGUACCAGCCAGAAUGAGACCAAGGGACUAUCACAAUUAAAUGACUCAAGGCCUCCCCUGGGAGAUCGAGACCCCUAUGCUAAGAAACCGCACCAUAAAGGAGAGUCAGCAUUAAGCCUGUUAGAGCAGGUAUUUCCUUACUUUAACAGCACCCAGCCCAACAUAACCGAGUCUUGCUGGCUGUGCCUCAGCCCUAGACCCCCAUUCUAUGUAGGCUUAGGAGCUAAUACCACUGGAGAUAACGAGACUGAGACAAAAACCCUUUCCACAGACAACCAGACAAAAGACUUACAACAGUGUGCAUAUGAGGGUACCCUUACAUUGGCAGAAUUCCAUGGACAAGGAACUUGUUAUUUGUUAGCAAACUAUACCCUGGCAACCUCGAACUACAGUGAUUAUUGUCUCAACCAAGUGCACUUGCCGGGGAAUUCUGCUAAUUUAACUGUUACAGAAGCUCGUGAAGGACUAUGGUUUGUCUGUACCCAAGGUAUCUUUAAGUGUCUAGUACCAACAAACCCUGAGCUAUGUGUUAGCGCUUAUAUCAUUCCCCAGGUAUACCUGUAUGGGGGGAAUCCUGAUUUUCUAAUACAAGCCCCCUCCCGAGUCAAGCGAGUCCCAUUGUUAAUUCCUAUCGUCGCCACCAUCGGUGUUAUAGGAUCGGCUGCGGUAGGGACAGGGGCGUUAAUCCAGGGAGAAAAUAGUCUCAGAACAUUAUCACAAACUUUCUCUAAAGACCUCUCCUUGCUUCAAGAGCAAGUAGAAUAUCUAGAACGUCAGGUAGACUCCCUGGCAGAAGUAGCGCUCCAGAAUCGAAGGGGGCUAGACCUAGUUUUCCUACAACAAGGAGGGGUAUGUGCAGCCCUAGGAGAAGAUUGUUGUUUCUAUGCCAACCAUUCAGGAAUAAUUAGAGAAAGCAUAAAAGUGCUCACCAAGCGGCUCAAAGACAGAGAGCAAGAAAGUGAGUCGUCCUCCUGGUAUUCUUCCCUAUAUAAGACCUCACCCUGGCUGACCACACUGAUAUCAGCCUUGGCUGGACCUCUAAUUCUCCUUCUAUUGGCUCUGACUAUAGGACCAAUAAUUCUGAAUAAGCUUCUAGCUUUUAUUAAAGAUAGAGUUGAGACAGUGAAACUCAUGGUUUUGUCUCAGCCCUAUACAAUCCUUCCACAAGAAGAACAUGAGUCAAAGGUUUGA
Molecule: messenger RNA, 5382 nt
Organism: Phyllostomus hastatus (greater spear-nosed bat)
Lineage: Eukaryota; Metazoa; Chordata; Mammalia; Chiroptera; Phyllostomidae
Exons: 2
Coding region: 1-5382 (1793 amino acids)
Biological process (GO): proteolysis; DNA integration
Molecular function (GO): RNA-DNA hybrid ribonuclease activity; nucleic acid binding; aspartic-type endopeptidase activity
Source: RefSeq, a predicted model, not a curated record